CACACGGGCACACACAUGUACGCACACAGCCACACUCAUUGAAAAAGUCGGAGAAUUGUGUGGGAAAAAAAAUCGUCUAUAACUAACUACGAAACGCGCAAAUUGUGCAAAUGCGGAUGCCCAGUAGCAAAGGCAAAGUGAACGUUUGAUAAUUGCGGGUGCGCUGGCUGUUUGGGCAGCUGAAAAUUCAUGUUGUCGCUGUAACGCAGCGCAGUGAGUGUAUGUGUGUGCAUGUGCGUGUGUGUGUGAAGAGUGAAACCUACAACUUUACUCCCCAAACCAACAGCCACACCAACAACAACGACAACAACAACAACAACAGCAGCAGCAGCGCAGCAGUGUUGAGAGAAAAGAUGGCGACGAGUCGCACCAGUCGCAUACAAUCACAACCAAAAAUUUUUCCUUCAAUCUUUUCCAAAUUACAUGGAGCCAUCUCAGAGGCAUGCGUCUCACAGCGCCUGUCGACGGACAAGAAGACGCUGGAGAAAACGUGGAAACUGAUGGACAAGGUGGUCAAAUUGUGUCAACAGCCGAAAAUGAAUUUAAAAAACAGUCCACCCUUCAUAUUGGACAUACUGCCCGACACGUAUCAGCGUUUGCGUUUAAUAUAUUCCAAAAACGAGGAUCAAAUGCAUCUGCUGCACGCCAACGAGCACUUCAAUGUCUUCAUCAAUAAUCUAAUGCGUAAAUGCAAACAGGCCAUCAAAUUGUUCAAGGAGGGCAAGGAGAAAAUGUUUGACGAGAACUCACAUUAUCGCCGCAACUUGACCAAACUUAGUUUGGUCUUCUCUCACAUGCUCAGCGAGCUGAAAGCUAUCUUUCCCAACGGUGUCUUUGCGGGCGAUCAGUUUCGAAUCACCAAGGCGGAUGCAGCCGAUUUCUGGAAGAGUAACUUUGGCAACAGUACAUUGGUGCCUUGGAAGAUAUUCCGUCAGGAGCUGAAUAAGGUGCAUCCGAUAUCGUCAGGGCUGGAGGCGAUGGCCCUGAAAACGACCAUAGAUCUGACGUGCAAUGAUUAUAUAUCGAAUUUUGAAUUCGAUGUAUUCACGCGUCUAUUUCAGCCGUGGGUCACAUUGCUACGCAACUGGCAAAUCCUGGCCGUCACCCAUCCCGGCUAUGUGGCCUUUCUCACCUACGAUGAGGUGAAGGCGCGCCUGCAGCGCUACAUACACAAGGCAGGCAGCUAUGUGUUUCGUUUAUCCUGCACACGCCUCGGCCAAUGGGCCAUUGGCUACGUGACGGCAGAUGGCGAAAUAUUGCAAACAAUACCGCAAAACAAAUCGCUGUGCCAGGCGCUGCUCGAUGGGCAUCGCGAGGGCUUUUACUUAUAUCCCGAUGGCCAGGCCUACAAUCCGGAUCUGUCGUCUGCCGUGCAAAGUCCAACCGAGGAUCACAUAACGGUCACACAAGAGCAAUACGAGCUGUACUGUGAAAUGGGCAGCACCUUUCAGCUAUGCAAAAUCUGCGCCGAGAACGAUAAGGAUAUACGCAUCGAGCCCUGCGGUCAUUUGCUGUGCACGCCCUGUCUCACCGCCUGGCAGGUGGACUCGGAGGGACAGGGCUGCCCGUUUUGUCGUGCGGAGAUCAAGGGCACCGAACAGAUCGUUGUGGAUGCCUUCGAUCCGCGCAAGCAGCACAAUCGGAAUGCAACGAAUGGACGACAACUGCAGCAGGACGAUGACGAUACAGAGGAUAUGGGCGACUUCAAUAUAGCCACCUCGUCGUUGCACGCGCUCAGCACCUCGGCUGCGUCACAGUCCUCCGUGGAGAAGCAUAGUCCGCACACCUCGCCGCGCCUGGGCAGACGCAGCACCACGCCCAGCCUGAUGGCAGUGCAAAAUGAUCUUUAUGCCGGCGGCACGCCAGCUCUCAGCCUGCCCAGCGGCAGCAGCAGCUGCAGCAGCAGCAUCAGCGGCGGCUCCUCCUCCACAACCAACUGCAACCAGCAGCAGCCGCAGCCCUCGGCGCCGCCUGCCGCCACAGUCAUCAGCAAUGGCAGCGGCAGCAGCAACAACAACAGCAGCAGCAGCUCCAACACGCAGAAGACAACAAAUCGGAUGAGCGCACCGUUGAUUGGCUCCAGUGUGAUCAACUCGACCUAUGGCCAGAAGUUGCCCAGCAAAACGGACAGCGGCUCGGCCGGCGACACGGCCUCCAUUAGCUCCUAUGCCAUACUACAGAAUCUGCAGGAUGGCGCCAGCUCCAGCGCAACAGCAGCAGCAGCAGCAGCUGGUGGAGGAGGAGGAGGAGCUGCUGCUGUGGCACCGCCGCUGCCGCCGCGCAAAUCACCCGGCAUGGAGACGCCCGUCAAGCCAAACAGCGCGAUACCCUCGAGCAGCAAGAGCAUCGACAACAUCCAGUGCAGCCUGGACAAUGUGCCGCCACUGACAACGGCGCCGCCCAUACCGCCGCACGUGAGCAGCAGCGUGGACACCUUGGCGGAGGAUUUGAUGCGACAGCAGCGCAUUGCGAGCAGCACCACGUCGCCGGUGCUGUCGCUGCUGGACGAGAUGAUGGUCGAGGUGGGACCGGCGGAGACCAUCAGCGGCGUCAUCGACACACGUCCGCUGGAGGCGCGCGGCACGCUGCCCGCCAACAACAGCAGCAGCAGCGGCAACAGCAGCAGCAGCAGUGGCUGCAGUGGAGUCCAGGAUGCGGCCAGUUCGCACUAUACGCAACUGUGCACCACAACGACCAGUGCGGCGGCUCUGGCGGCAGCCGCUGCGCUGGCCAAUGGCAAGAAGAUGACGCUGAAGCAGCCAACGCCAGCUGCCCAACAGCCGUUGCUCUAUGCGAACGUGACGAUCAAUCAAAAAGACUGUGCCGGCACUGUGCCCUACGAGAAUAUCAAUCUGGAGUAUAUAGCGCGCCUGAUGAACGCCGGCUACUCCAAGGAGAAUGCCAUCACGGCGCUGGGCAUCUCGCGCAACAACAUCGAAAUGGCUGGCGAUAUAUUGCGUGAGUUUGUCUCCAAGAAUAGCGUCUAGGGAGCCACGCCCCCGCCCGCCCCUAAAACACAGUGUGAUGCCCGCCCGGAGGAGCAGCGAUAGCAACUGUCGCCUUGCUGAUUAUGAUGAAGAAGAUGAUGAUGAUGAUGAUGAUAUGAUCCCAGAACAAAGCAAAAGGCAGCUGAUAAAUCAUAAGCAUAAUUUGAAGCUCUCUCUCUCUCUCUCUCUCAAUCUAUAUAAAUAUUUAUAUAUAUCUAUAUAUAUAUAUGACUUUCUCCAACUCGCUUUAAGAGCACCACGCCCCCCUCCCUUCCUCUCCACCCACACACACACACACACACCUCAUCUAGAUUAACGCUAAGUUAGCAGCCCAAUAAACACACUCACAUACACACACACACGCACACCCAUUUUUGGCGUAGCCAGCACAAGCAAUUAGGCGUAAAAAAUUCGUUCGUUCUCUUUAAAGAAAAUAUUUAAUAAUAAAAAAAAAAAUAAAUAUAUAUAUUUGAAACAUCGUCAAAUUCUCACACUAUUUAAAGCAAACAAAUUAAGCACAGCCCAUUUAUAUCAAAUAUAUAGCUAUAUAAACACGUAUAUUAAGACGUAUUUACUUCCUAUUAAGAAAACCAAAAAAAAAAAGAAAAAAAACAGCGAAUUAAAAUCAAAAAGCGCAAGAGAAAUAUACUUAACGUAACAAAUAAUUGCCCACCCCGAAUGAACUAAAAAUUUAUAUUAUGCUCUCUUACCAAACAAAAGAGAAGAACCAUUAACACCCCAACACACACACACGCACACGCACAGGCUCAUAGCGCCCCAGAGCGCAAAGGCAAACAAUUUUACGUGGUGCAUCGGCAAUCAUGAGUAAAUACACAGAAAUCGUUCCACAAAUUCAUGCCGCACACAUUAUAGACAUUAUUAUAAAAUGCCUUUGAUGCCAAUUCAGUGACUUGGCCCUGAGUUUUCUUAACCGUUUUAGCAAUAUUACCAAAUACAAAAAAUAAAAAAAAACACCAAAGCAAAUCCGAUGCACUAUCAAAGUUUACCUCGAUUUUUUAUACAAAACUCAAUGUUUUUUGUAAUAGUAUAUUUGUAAGUUUAUGCAAU
This is a messenger RNA of Drosophila novamexicana, 4055 nucleotides long. RefSeq names its product E3 ubiquitin-protein ligase CBL-B (gene Cbl). Gene Ontology annotation, biological process: negative regulation of epidermal growth factor-activated receptor activity; cell surface receptor signaling pathway. The coding region runs from base 222 to 2987 and encodes 921 amino acids. The record is from RefSeq and is a predicted model, not a curated record. Gene Ontology annotation, cellular component: plasma membrane; membrane raft. The transcript has 6 exons. Lineage: Eukaryota; Metazoa; Arthropoda; Insecta; Diptera; Drosophilidae. Gene Ontology annotation, molecular function: SH3 domain binding; calcium ion binding; phosphotyrosine residue binding.